Messenger RNA from Brenthis ino (lesser marbled fritillary), 1113 nucleotides. The record is from the annotation of a GenBank genome assembly. Lineage: Eukaryota; Metazoa; Arthropoda; Insecta; Lepidoptera; Nymphalidae.
AUGUGUGGGUGGUCGCGCGGCGCGGCGGCGGGACGUAUGCAGGCCUGGCGCGUGCACGCGUACGGCGCGGGCGAGCUGCGCCUGGAGAGCGCGCGCGUGCCGGCGCUACGCGCGCCUGACGACGUGCUCGUGCGCGUGCACGCCACCUCGCUUAAUCCUCUGGAUGUCGCUAUGAUUGGUGGGUAUGGAGCCACAAUUCUAAACAUACUGCGCAAGCUGGAAGGGUCCGACGUGGAGUUCCCUCUGGUUGUGGGGCGCGACUUCGCGGGUGAGGUGGCGCUGGCGGGCGCGGGCGCGCGGCUGCGGCGCGGCGCGCGCGUGUGGGGUGUGGUGCCGCCGCAGCGCGCCGGCGCGCACGCGCAGUACGUGCUCGUCAAGGACCGCUGGUUGGGUCCGGCGCCGAGCGCGCUGAGCACGUAUCAGGCGGGCGGCGCGCUGUACGCGGCGCUGUCGGCGUGCGCGGCGCUGCGCGUGGCGGCGCCGGGCGGGCGCUGGCGCGGCGCGCGCGUGCUGCUGCUGGGGCUGGGCGGCGUCGGGCACGCCGCGCUGCAGCUGCUCGUGCACCGCGGCGCGCAGGUUGUCGUGGGUUGUUCGGGGGAUCUGUGCCAGACGGCGACGUCGCUAGGUGCAGUGGCGGCGCUGGACCGACACUCGCCCGACUACGACCGUCUCCUCGAGGAGGCCGGCCCGUACGAGGUGAUCGUGGACUGCGCGGGGCUGGGCGGCGAGGCGGCGGGCGCGCGGCGCUGGCGGUUCGCGCGCUACGUGACGCUGAGCUCGCCGCUGCUGCGCGAGGCGGACGCGCGCGGCGCCGCGGCGGGCGCGCUGGCGGCGGCGGCGGCGCUCGCGCGGCAGUGCGCGGGCGCCGCGCGCGCCGCGCCCGCCGCCGCCUGCCCGCCGCCGCACGUGCGCUGGGCGUACUUCGUGCCGUGCGCGGCCGACAUCGAGAUGCUGCGCCGGCUCGCCGACCAAGGGAAGUUCACGGUGGCGGUGGAACGCGCGUACGCGUGGCGGCGCGGCGCGGAGGCGUACGCGCGCGCGGCGGCGGGCGGCGGCCGCGGCAAACUGCUGCUGGACUUCACCGACGACGGCGCGCCCGACACUGAACGCGGC